Sporothrix schenckii 1099-18 is the source of this 2316-nucleotide messenger RNA. RefSeq names its product acetylserotonin methytransferase-like protein. The coding region runs from base 1 to 2316 and encodes 771 amino acids. The transcript has a single exon. NCBI's taxonomy places the organism in Eukaryota, Fungi, Ascomycota, Sordariomycetes, Ophiostomatales, Ophiostomataceae. The record is from RefSeq and is a predicted model, not a curated record.
AUGUCCGCAACAACACCAUCUGGAGGUUUCUCUCUCUUCCCAAACACCGGCCGUCCGCCAUCCAGAACACAACUAUCCCGGCCCCGCGCCGCCUCGCCCCAACAGCAACAACAACGACAGCGCGCCACACCUGAGCCAACAGCCCUUAUCCCACAGACCAUUGGCGAGGCCGUGACGGCCGAAGUGCAGAUCCCCGCUCCCGCGGCAGUCGCUGAUCGAACGUCCGUGCGGCGAACCGCAAGCAACGACGACAACGAGCCAGGCCGCAACAGCAGCGUGCGUUCCCGCAGCUCGAUUGCCAAGGUCCGGCUGUCCAUGUACGACGACGGCCCGCCGAUGGACGACGACCCGCCACCGCCCAUGCCGACGGGUGCGGCGACGCUGGCCGAGCAGCAAUUGCAGCAGCAGAGCACGCAGGACGCACAACGGCACCGGCCACCUGCCCUGCGGUCCAUCUUCCCGCAGUACAACCCGGACGUGUCGCUGGACGAGCAAAACUACUUUCCCACACAGACAAGCCCCACGCGCAUUCCGCGGAGCGUCAUCAGCCGGCCCCUGUACUCACCCGUAUCGACGACGCAGCAGCAGUCACAGCAGCCACAACAGCCGUCCGACCAGAACGUGGAUGCGGCCGCCCGGACCACCAGCCCGGCGCCCGGUUAUGCACGCAGCGCCAGCGUCGCGAGUCCCGCACGGCAGCGGCCCACGGUGCACAUCACACCACCAAACGACCCGGCCGUGCCGCCGCCCGUACAAGUCCACGUGCCCAUGCACUCGGGUCCCGUGCCCGUGGGCCACCCCCGCGGCGACCCGCCAUCGCUGCCCGUCCCGUCCACCUCGGACGACCUGCGCAGCCUGUGGAAGGUCGCCAACGGGUGGAAGGCGGGGCCCUCCGAGGGCCGCGUGUUCUGUCUGCGCAUGUCGUGCGACCGCGACGCGCCCGUGUACCGCCUGUCGUCGGCGAAUCACCAGCCGUUUUACCGCCUGCGCCUAGACCCGACGUCCAUGUCGGCGUAUGUGACGGUGUCCCGGCAUGACCCGGCGCGGCCCUUUAAGCUGGAGUCGAAGGGCAACAACAACAACAACAACAAUAGCAACAAUGCAAACAGUACAGACGCCGAUGCCGACGGUGCUGAGGGCGGCGGCGGCAGCAGCAGCCGCAACAGUGUACUGGACAUGGGCGUUUCGGGCGGCAGCAUUGCUGGUGGCGGCGGCGGCGGCGGUGUCGAAAGCAGCGCGGCGGUGGCGGCGGCGGCGCGCAAUGCCCGCUUCGACGGCAGCAAGAACUGGCAGGUGGCCUUGACGACGACGCUCGAAGAGGAAGCGCGCCGCCACCAGCCCCAGGACGGCCUCGUCGCGCUGCUGUAUCCGGCGGCGGCGACACGCAUGGCCCUCGAGCGGCCACACGACGCCGCCAUGGUCGCCACCGCCGAGCGCGAGUGCGCGCGCCUCGUCUGGGACGACGACACCAGCACGUACUUUCUGGUGCACCCGACCCUGGCCCUGCCGUUUGCCGUGACCAUUGAGCGCAGCAGCACCUGGAGCCGCACCGCGUACACGCUCGAGCACCGCGAGUCGCCGCAGCACCUGGCGCGGCUGACGCGCGACGGCACCGGCGCGGGUUACCUGGAGGUGGACACGGGCAUCGCCAGCAAGAUUGACGCCGUGUACCUCGUGGACGUCGUGGUGACGGCGCUGCUGCUGGUGGCGCACAACGACGGCCAGUUUGCGGCCGUCGAGCAGUUUGCGCCGCCGCCCGACAGCCGGCUGGCGAUGCACCAGCACGGCCUGGGGCACCACGACAGCGCCCACGCGUCUCUCGUCAAUAUGGUCCUGGGCGGCGCCAUGGGCCGUGGCGGCACGAGCCGGCAGAGCAUGCGUGACGGGGCCGGCGUCCAAGGCGGCGGAAAGCGAGGCUCUGCCAGCCGGAAGAGCAGCAGCCUUGGGUUCGGCUUCUUUAGCGGCAAGAAGAGCAAGUCGUCCAGGGGCCGUCCGCGCAUGGACGAUUUUGACCUCGACCUCGAGAGCCAGACGAGCAUCGACCUGUCCGGCAAGAUGUUUGAGAUGGGCCCCGUGGGCGGUGGUGGCCGCAACGUCGGCAUGAUGGACAAUGGCGGCACGGGCGGCGGCAUGACGGCCAAGGCGAGCAAGAAGCGCCGCCGCAAGGAAAAAGACGAGGACAAGAUGCCUGGCUGUCUGCGGCUGAUCACGGUCUUGUUCAAGUGCUGCUUCUGGUGUGUGGCCAUGGUUGUGCGGGCGAUACUGGCGAUUGUGGGCGGUCUCUUUAAAUGCGUGACGUCGGAGAAGCUGUUGUAG